AUGGCAGCAGCAGGAGACGCGGCGGCGGAUGCGGCGGUGAGCGCGGGGAACGGCGAGCAGGCGGGAGCGGGAGCCCCGCGGAAACGCAUCGGGACGCACAACGGCACGUUCCACUGCGACGAGGCAAUGGGGUGCUUCCUGCUGCGCCGCACAGCCAAGUUCCGCGACGCCGAUGUCAUCCGCACCAGGGACGAAAAGGUGCUGGCGGAGCUGGACGCGGUGAUCGACGUGGGGGGAGUCUACGACCCGGUCACCGACCGCUACGACCACCACCAGCGCGGCUUCUCAGAGGUGUUCGGCCAUGGCUUCUGCACCAAGCUCAGCAGCGCUGGACUCGUGUACAAGCACUACGGGCAGGAGGUGGUGGCGGGGCUGAUGGGGCUGCCACAGACCCAUGCGGACGUGCACAAGGUGUACCUCGCUAUCUACCGCUCCUUCAUGGAGGCACUAGACGCCAUAGACAACGGGGUGAACCAGUUUGAGUCGGAGUACCCCCCGCGCUACGUGAACAACACGCACCUGUCGGCGCGUGUGGGGCGCUUCAACCCCGACUGGCUGGAUGACGCCUCCCCCGCCGCUCAGGACGCUGCUUUCCAGAAGGCCAUGGCGCUCGCUGGGGAGGAGUUCAUGGAGGCGGUGACGUACACGGCGCGCAGCUGGCUGCCGGCGCGCAGCAUCGUGGAGGAGAGCAUUGCUUCUGCCGUGGCGGAGCACGGCAGUGUUGAGAUCAUCACACUCAAGCAGUUCUGCCCGUGGAAGGGCCAUCUGAGUGAGCUGGAAGGGGAGUUGAAGCUCAACCCACUGCCCAAAUACAUGCUGUAUGAGGACGACCGGGCCAAGCAGUGGCGCGUGCAGGCCAUUUCAGUCGCUCCAGGCAGCUUUGAGAGCCGCUGCCCACUGCCUGUGGACUGGAGGGGGCUGCGAGACGACGAGCUGUCGGAGCGGUCGGGCAUUCCCAGGGGCGUGUUUGUGCACAUGAGUGGCUUCAUUGGUGGUAACCACACGUACGAGGGUGCCCUCGCCAUGGCCAAGGCUGGUCUGGCCGAAGCUGCUGCUACCGAUGCUGCCAAGGCUGCCGAGGCGGCUGGUGCUGCUGCUGCCACUGUUGCAUGA
Messenger RNA from Closterium sp. Yama58-4, 1113 nucleotides. The record is from the annotation of a GenBank genome assembly. NCBI's taxonomy places the organism in Eukaryota, Viridiplantae, Streptophyta, Zygnematophyceae, Desmidiales, Closteriaceae.